GAGCCGGCCACCCCCACGCGCGCCGGGUUCUCCCGCCGCCGCACCCCUCCCCGAGACCUCCCGCCAGCGGCGGGCCCAAGUCCCAGGCUCCCGCCCCCAGCCCGGGCCCGCCGACCUGCCGGGCCGGCGCAGGCCCCCACCUCUGGAGCACCAUGUUCCCCCGCCCGCUGACCCCCCUGGCGGCCCCAAAUGGCGCCGAGCCCCUGGGCCGGGCACUGAGGCGGGCCCCGCUGGGCAGGGCCCGGGCCGGGAUUGGGGGACCGCCCCUGCUGCUGCCGUCCAUGCUGAUGUUCGCGGUGAUCGUGGCCUCCAGCGGACUGCUCCUCAUGAUCGAGCGGGGCAUCCUGGCCGAGAUGAAACCCCUUCCCCUGCACCCUCCCAACCGCGAGGGCGCGCCCUGGCGCCAGGCCCUCCCCAGGCCUGGGGGCCUGUCCUUGGAGGCCGGGGACCCGGACUUGCAGGUGAGGCAGGACGUCCGGAACCGGACCCUGAGGGCAGUGUGCGGACAACCAGGCAUGCCCCGGGACCCUUGGGACUUGCCCGUGGGACAGCGGCGCACCCUGCUGCGCCACAUCCUCGUGAGUGACCGCUACCGCUUUCUGUACUGCUACGUCCCCAAGGUGGCCUGCUCCAACUGGAAGCGGGUGCUGAAGGUGUUGGCGGGCGUCCUGGACAACGUGGACGUACGCCUCAAGAUGGACCACCGCAAUGACCUGGUGUUCCUGGCCGACCUACGGCCCGAGGAGAUCCGCUACCGCUUACAGCACUACUUCAAGUUCCUGUUUGUGCGGGACCCGCUGGAACGCCUCCUGUCUGCCUACCGCAACAAGUUUGGCGAAAUCCGAGAGUACCAGCAGCGAUACGGGGCGGAGAUCGUGAGGCGGUACAGGGCUGGCGCCGGGCCCAGCCCUGCAGGGGACGAUGUCACCUUCCCCGAAUUCCUGAGAUACCUGGUAGAUGAGGACCCUGAGCGCAUGAAUGAGCACUGGAUGCCUGUGUACCACCUGUGCCAGCCUUGCGCCGUGCGCUAUGACUUCAUAGGCUCCUAUGAGAGGCUGGAGGCUGAUGCCAACCAGGUGCUGGAGUGGGUGCGGGCACCGCCCCAUGUCCGGUUCCCAGCCCGCCAGGCCUGGUACCGGCCGGCCAGCCCCGAGGGCCUGCACUACCACCUGUGCAGCGCCCCUCGGGCCCUCCUGCAGGAUGUGCUACCCAAGUAUAUCCUAGACUUCUCCCUCUUUGCCUACCCGCUGCCUAACGUCACCAGGGAGGCCUGUCACCAGUGACCAUGGGUAGGGGCCAGCAGCUGUUGGUGACGGGUGUUGACAAUGCCAGCUGCCUGCCAUUUAGAGAAACCUUGGCUCUGGGGACUUGGGGCUUCUCCAGAUGCCUGGAUGGCUGGGACUGCCCUUGGAAGUUCCUUGUCCAGGGUGGGUACCCACAGCAGCUCAGAGUUCAGGGUCAGUUGGACAGGAGGCCUGGGGUUCCCCGCUGGGGGGAUUUCUUAGGGGCUGAGUGACCUUUCCUGCCCUGGCCCGGGCUAGACACCAGUUUGCCAGCAAAGCAACGCAUCUGUUCUGAAGAUUGGCCCCAGGCUCCUGGCUGCAGGGACUGUGCCGUCCACUUCAUCUACCUUAACCUGUGGCCAAACCUAGAGGUGACACCAGUCAGGAGAAUGACGGGGCAGGGAUGGGGGUUGGUGGUGGUACUGGGCUCUGAUCACCAUUCAUCUACUCCCUGCGCCUCGGGGCUGCAGGCAGCAUUCGUGCCUUAUAAAUGACUUCUGUGCCUUUCUGCUUCAGACUCAGAAUUUCCUGCACUUUCCAGAUUCUUUCCGUUUCUCCAAGGAGAGGAAAACUGAGUCAGGGCCCUUGCCUGGUAGCUCCAGGACCUGGCCCUGCACACAUCCAAAGAUCCCCUGUGCCCAGCCUUUCUUGGC
Lontra canadensis (Northern American river otter) is the source of this 1936-nucleotide messenger RNA. RefSeq names its product carbohydrate sulfotransferase 14 (gene CHST14). The record is from RefSeq and is a predicted model, not a curated record. Lineage: Eukaryota; Metazoa; Chordata; Mammalia; Carnivora; Mustelidae. The transcript has a single exon. Bases 153 to 1283 code for a protein of 376 amino acids. Gene Ontology annotation, biological process: carbohydrate biosynthetic process; dermatan sulfate proteoglycan metabolic process. Gene Ontology annotation, molecular function: sulfotransferase activity. Gene Ontology annotation, cellular component: membrane.